Alosa sapidissima (American shad) is the source of this 581-nucleotide messenger RNA. Its product is annotated as E3 ubiquitin-protein ligase TRIM35-like. NCBI's taxonomy places the organism in Eukaryota, Metazoa, Chordata, Actinopteri, Clupeiformes, Clupeidae. The record is from RefSeq and is a predicted model, not a curated record. Bases 1 to 558 code for a protein of 185 amino acids. The transcript is spliced from 6 exons.
AUGCGGAGUAAGAAAGCGAGCUUCAGCGAGCUUCAGCAGGGUCCGAGGUGCUCUGCAGUCUGCACAGAUGAGCUCAAGAUCAAACUGGAGCCCCUAACAAAGAAACUGAAGACCUUUGAAGAAGUUAAACUCAUCUGUGAUCAAACAGCAGCUCACAUUAAGAGCCAGACCCAGAAUACAGAAAAGCAGAUCAAGGAGGAGUUUGAGAAGCUUCACCAGUUUCUACGAGAUGAAGAGGCAGCCAGGAUAGCUGCACUGAGGGAGGAAGAGGAGCAGAAGAGUCAGAUGAUGAAGGAGAAGAUUGAGAAGAUGAGCAGAGAGAUCUCAUCUCUUUCAGACACAAUCAGGGCCAUAGAAGAGCAGAUGGGAGCUGAUGAUGUGAUGUUUCUACAGAGCUACAAGAGCAUAGUGGAAAGAGCCCAGUGCACACUGCAGGAUCCAGAGAGGGUUUCAGGAGCUCUGAUCAAUGUGGCAAAGCACCUGGGCAACCUGAAGUUCAGAGUCUGGGAGAAGAUGCAGGAGAUUGUUCAGUACAGUGAGUUCUGUGUCACUCACUAAAUCACACACACACACACACACAC